UUCAAAGUCUUGCUGGGCAUUCCCGUCUAUCCACGCAGCUGAAUAAGGAGAGGGAUUACUCGGUCACGAUAACGACUGACCCCGUGAUGCAGAAUGUGUCCUCAUUCGCGCAUCAGAAAAUUUCGCGGCAGUAUCUUUUACGUAUCGCAAUGCAAUUCAAGCUGGCCAGAGAGAUGGUCAAAGUGACAAAGGAAUGUCCAGUCAUCCUUCUACCGCCACCGGAGGAUGCUGGUGGUGAUGAGGCGCUUGCGGGUCCCUCACAAUCGUAUAUACGUCCACCUUCCGACGAUGAAUACCUACCGGCAUAUGGCGAGGCUGGAUCGAGCACGCUGCUUAGUGCUGGAUGAGUGCAUUCAAGAGAUAGUAAGCAAAGCCGGCAGAGCACUAGCCUAGGAGGGCGAUCUCAAAAGGGCGUGUGUUGAUGGUGAGCUGAAAGCUACCUCUACCUACCGCGACGCUCACCAUCCAAUCGCUAUCAAGGGCAUGCAGUACACGAGUUUCUCGCGGACGUCAACCGUACGUCAAUCGGCCAACUUCAGACACAGCACCAUCUGCAUCACUGUGAGUUAUCUCCGAUGGUUUUUAAAGAGGUAUUGUCGUAUGCAGAAUGUCGCGCCAACCCGUAGAACA
Molecule: messenger RNA, 630 nt
Organism: Pseudocercospora fijiensis CIRAD86
Lineage: Eukaryota; Fungi; Ascomycota; Dothideomycetes; Mycosphaerellales; Mycosphaerellaceae
Exons: 1
Coding region: 87-347 (86 amino acids)
Source: RefSeq, a predicted model, not a curated record